AUGCCCAACCCCAACAAGCUCAAACAACAAUUUCUCAAGAAAUGGUUGGUAGGUCUACGAUCAACCACUUCUUCGUCAACCACAAACAUGAAUUUCCUAGACAGAAAGAAAGCCAUAAAGAUCUCCGCCGACUAUGCCAUGGCUGAAACGAGGAAAGGCACGACUAUUUGGAGUCAAUCUAUCAUCGCCAAAUCCCUUAAAGGUCAUGCUCCACCCAAGGCCAUAUUGAAUCGUGGAACGAUUUACAUAAAUCUUCUAAGGAAGAAGAGGACGAUGACACAACUGCAAAAGAUGGGUCGGAAAAUCGGUCGAAGAAUGGCGAGGAGGAGUCGCUUGCCUUCGUCAAAGGUGUUACCAAGAACGAUUGCAAAGAGAUUGGUUGAGAAAAGAACUAAAGUUUUGAGGAGUUUAAUUCCGGGAGGAGAGUUUAUGGAGGAUGAAGUUUUGUUGAUUGAAGAAGCCCUAGAUUAUAUACCGUUUCUUCAAGCUCAGGUUGAUGGAAUGCGAUUUCUUGCUAAUUAUUAUUGCAAAUGA
Messenger RNA from Cucumis sativus (cucumber), 534 nucleotides. RefSeq names its product transcription factor IBH1-like 1. Gene Ontology annotation, biological process: regulation of DNA-templated transcription. Lineage: Eukaryota; Viridiplantae; Streptophyta; Magnoliopsida; Cucurbitales; Cucurbitaceae. The record is from RefSeq and is a predicted model, not a curated record. The coding region runs from base 1 to 534 and encodes 177 amino acids. The transcript has a single exon.